Messenger RNA from Mauremys reevesii (Reeves's turtle), 2512 nucleotides. RefSeq names its product adenosylhomocysteinase like 1 (gene AHCYL1). NCBI's taxonomy places the organism in Eukaryota, Metazoa, Chordata, Testudines, Geoemydidae. The record is from RefSeq and is a predicted model, not a curated record. Bases 183 to 1763 code for a protein of 526 amino acids. Gene Ontology annotation, biological process: L-methionine cycle. The transcript is spliced from 17 exons. Gene Ontology annotation, cellular component: cytosol.
CCCUGCCGGUGCGCGCGGCGGCCGCAGUCCCCCGCUGCAGAGCGCUCGGAGCCGGCGGGCCCGGAGUCUCCUCACUGAGCGCUCCCGAGCGGGCCCGUCCGACGCCGGCUGCCCCCGCCGCCUCCCCCGCGCGGCGCUGCCGACCCCUACCGCCCCGGUUCGCCCCCCUCCGCAGCGCCAGGAUGUCGGUGCCGGAUUCCGCCGUCGGGGACGAGAUGAAACAGGCCAAGGAGAUCGAGGACGCCGAGAAGUAUUCCUUCAUGGCCACGGUCACCAAGGCGCCCAAGAAGCAAAUCCAGUUUGCGGAUGACAUGCAGGAGUUCAGCAAGUUCCCAACCAAGACUGGCCGCAGGUCCUUGUCUCGCUCCAUCUCGCAAUCUUCCACUGACAGCUACAGCUCUGCUGCAUCCUACACAGACAGUUCUGAUGAUGAGGUCUCCCCACGAGAGAAACAGCAAACCAACUCCAAGGGCAGCAGCAACUUCUGUGUGAAGAACAUCAAGCAGGCAGAGUUCGGGCGCCGGGAGAUUGAGAUAGCUGAACAAGACAUGUCUGCUCUGAUUUCACUCAGGAAACGGGCCCAGGGAGAGAAACCUUUGGCUGGAGCUAAAAUAGUGGGCUGUACACACAUUACAGCACAGACUGCGGUGUUAAUUGAGACACUGUGUGCGCUGGGGGCUCAGUGCCGCUGGUCUGCUUGCAACAUCUAUUCCACUCAAAACGAGGUGGCUGCUGCCUUAGCUGAGGCUGGUGUUGCUGUGUUUGCCUGGAAGGGGGAGUCGGAGGAUGAUUUCUGGUGGUGUAUUGACCGUUGUGUUAACAUGGAUGGUUGGCAGGCCAACAUGAUCCUGGAUGAUGGUGGAGAUCUGACCCACUGGGUUUAUAAGAAAUAUCCCAAUGUUUUUAAGAAGAUCCGUGGCAUCGUAGAGGAGAGCGUGACUGGUGUGCACAGGCUGUACCAGCUGUCCAAGGCUGGGAAACUGUGUGUCCCAGCCAUGAAUGUCAACGACUCUGUCACCAAACAGAAAUUUGAUAACCUGUACUGUUGCAGAGAGUCCAUCUUGGACGGCCUAAAGAGGACCACAGAUGUGAUGUUCGGAGGGAAGCAAGUGGUGGUGUGUGGCUAUGGUGAGGUUGGGAAGGGAUGUUGCGCUGCUCUGAAAGCCCUCGGAGCCAUAGUCAACAUCACAGAGAUUGACCCCAUCUGUGCGCUCCAAGCCUGCAUGGACGGCUUCCGGGUGGUGAAACUCAAUGAAGUGAUUCGCCAGGUGGAUGUGGUCAUAACCUGCACAGGAAAUAAGAAUGUGGUGACCAGGGAACACUUGGACCGAAUGAAGAACAGCUGCAUUGUGUGUAACAUGGGCCAUUCCAACACUGAAAUUGAUGUGACCAGUCUCCGUACCCCGGAGCUGACCUGGGAGCGCGUCCGCUCACAGGUGGACCACGUCAUCUGGCCGGAUGGCAAGCGGGUGGUCCUGCUGGCCGAGGGUCGUCUUCUCAAUCUGAGCUGUUCAACAGUUCCCACCUUUGUUCUGUCUAUCACAGCCACCACUCAGGCUCUAGCUCUGAUUGAGCUCUACAACGCUCCCGAGGGACGUUACAAACAAGACGUGUACCUGCUCCCUAAAAAGAUGGAUGAAUAUGUUGCCAGCUUGCACCUGCCUUCAUUUGAUGCCCAUCUGACAGAACUAACAGAUGAUCAAGCGAAAUACCUGGGACUCAACAAAAACGGGCCUUUCAAACCCAACUAUUACAGAUACUGAUGGACCAUAACACUGAAGGACCAGACCACAUGAGACAACUUUAGAGAAAUUAUUUUUAAAGAUCAUUUUAUUUUGUUUUACUCUUUUCUUUUUUUAAAAGCUGUUGUUUUUCUUUUAUCUGUCUGAUUUUAAUGUCACUUCUUUGUUUUACAUUUUCACAUGAUCGCGUCUCUCUGUACGUCUGAUCUUGGCAGACAACCUGGGAUUUGCUUACUGCUUUAUGACUGAAACCUGGCCAUGGGGUUUCAGACUUAAACCCUUCAGAUGGGAAGGGUUUCCUUUCCUGAUUAUGAAGGGCAAUUCAUUCCCACAGUGGUUUUUUACCUUUCCAGUGCACCUUAGUCUUAGUUGGGAUAUUUGCAAACACUGAGAUGCUGUACUGUUUUUUUCUGUGUGGAAUUAUCUGCAACUUCUAAAUUGCCUUAAUGAGCCCAGUUUUUAGCUGCUAGAUCAAUGCUCCUAUCCUUGUGUUGGAGCAGAGUGGCACCUAGUGGCCAGUUAGGGUAAAGGUGUGUGACCCCCAGACCGGGUUUCCUAUGUGAACUUGGGAUGGGUGGUAUGGGUGGUAUGGUGCCAGGUUAAGGAUAAGCCCAAGUGGGUGUUAACUAGUCUAUUUCAGGGUGCUAAUCUAAAUUUGAAUGGGGAUCACCUACCCAUCAGACUCCUUGUCUCUCCUAGAUUUUAAACUGCAUCUUAUUUAACUUCAGACCAUUUUUCUUUAUAUUUGAUUCUAAAACGUUAUUUUAAAG